Messenger RNA from Wyeomyia smithii (pitcher-plant mosquito), 5121 nucleotides. RefSeq lists its product as uncharacterized. Bases 101 to 5005 code for a protein of 1634 amino acids. NCBI's taxonomy places the organism in Eukaryota, Metazoa, Arthropoda, Insecta, Diptera, Culicidae. Gene Ontology annotation, molecular function: nucleic acid binding. The record is from RefSeq and is a predicted model, not a curated record. The transcript is spliced from 2 exons.
UCGAUCGAAUCUAGAACAGCUCAGGGGAGGUCAGGGCAAGGUGUUAGUAAGUAGCAGAAAGUACAGGUACGUGAAUUUUGUUACGUUUGGUUUUGCAAAAAUGACGCCCAAAAAGCAAAAAGCGUCUAAACAAACAAAGUUGAAAAUUUUAUACCGUCGGCGGACCAACAUUUUUGGUUCUGCAAAAUUAAUAAAAACUUUUGACGACGAAUUCGAUCCCACUAAACUUGCCCAAGUUGUCAUUCGCAUUCAACGUCUUGAUGCUCUAUGGCGAGAAUUUGAGGAGACUCAAGAUGAAAUUGAGGUUCUUGAGGAUAAUGAAGAAGAUUUCGCAGAAGAGAGGCAAGACUUUCAAGCCAUCUAUUAUGAACUUAAAGCGUCAUUGCAAAGUAAAAUCCCUGUACAAACCGUACCACCCGUACCACCCCCCGCUCCGGCACAACCACUCUCGUCCGUUGUUCCCACCUCGUCGAGCGUUCGUCUGCCGGAAAUAAAAUUGAAGGAGUUUUCUGGGAAUCUCGAUGAUUGGGUUUCUUUUCGCGAUCUAUACAUCUCGCUUAUUCAUUCGAGUGUGCAACUUACGGCAGUGCAGAAAAUGCAUUACUUGCGAGCAGCGCUUUCUGGCGAAGCGGCUCGUGUUAUUUCCUCGCUCGAGAUUUCCGCCAACAAUUACCUUGUUGCAUGGAAUUUGUUGAAGGAACGUUUUGAAAACACCAUCCUGCUGGUGAAACGGCAUGUUUCUGCCCUACUUACAAUUCCUUCACUGAAAAAAGAGUCUGCACAGGGACUUGCAGAUCUCGCCGACGAAUUCGAUCGUCAUGUACAGCUGUUGGAUAAACUCGAAGAUUCUGAAAACCACUGGAACGCCUUUCUAGUAGAGCGAUUGAGUCAAUGUCUUGAUAGCGUUACACUCCGUGAGUGGGAGACACAUGUUUCCGCAGGCGAUGAAUACCCGAAUUACCGAGAAUUACUCGAGUUUAUCCACAGAAGAUCGCGAAUCGUACAAACUUUAAAGCUCUCCCAAUCGGCAAACACCCAGUUCGAGAUCAAGCAUCCCAAACCCCGAUCAGUUGUUGCCCAUGUCGCUUCCGACAACGUUACCCAGUGCGUCAACUGUAAGCACGCUCACUUCCUGUUCCAGUGUGACCAGUUUCGUUCACUCUCUCCACAACAACGGUUCGAAGUCGUGAAGAAGCACGGGCUGUGCAUUAACUGUCUCAAGGGAACACAUCAAGCGAAAAACUGUUCCAGCGGUUCCUGCAAAAGCUGCUCUAAGAAGCACCACUCAUUGUUACACCUGCCACCUCUCUCGUCGGCUUCUGGUUCACUACCAGUGGCAACAAUCAAGCAGCCCACAGUGUACCAACCCGCUGCAGCAUCUACUUCACAGUCGUGCCAAAUGUCGCAUUUUGUUCCAAACCUCCUCGGAGGCUCUUCGUCGCAGGAGCUCGCGGUUGCCUCACCACCUAUCAAUUCGUCGGUUCGAUCGCAGUCGUCGCGCGGUAAUUCUAUCCCACAUUCGUCGGUCGAUGUCGUUUCUCCUCACACUGCCUGUCAAAGUGCAGAAAUAGUGACUCAACCUCGGCAGUCAACAGUCAUUUUGUCAACAGCAGUGGUCAAAGUGAAAGAUAUUGAUAACAAAUACGUCCUCGUCAGAGUCCUCCUGGAUAGCGGUUCACAGCCAAGUUUCAUCUCCGAAGCGCUAUGCCAAAAGCUUCGUUUAACACGAACGAAACUGAAUUCGCCAGUCAGUGGGAUCGGACAAUCGAUAGUUAACGUUCGCUAUGCUGUAACCGUCUCGCUCGCAUCUCGUUUCGAAAAUUUCAUGACCCAACUGGACUGCUUAGUACUGCCGAAGCUUACCGUCUCGCUGCCUAGUCACCACAUCGAUAUCUCUCGCUGGCGGAUCCCUAAAAAUCUUCCACUGGCUGAUCCGCAAUUUAACAUAAGCCAAGGUGUGGACAUGAUAAUCGGAGCUGGUCUAUUUUUCGAGCUUCUCGAAAACCAGCAACUCUCUCUUGCCGCUGGCUAUCCCAUGUUGCAGAAAACGGUUCUGGGUUAUAUCGUCUGUGGAAAGAUAGAGCAGCCGAUCUUAGAGGUCACUGACACACAGUCCUGCCACUUCUGCGUAGAAGGUACGCUUGAUACCAUGCUUCAACGAUUCUGGGAAAUCGAGAAUUUCGAUGACGGUAAAGCUCUUACGCCAGACGAACAAUUCUGCGAAGAACACUUUCAAUCGACUGUUACUCGUGACGAAACGGGCCGCUAUGUUGUUCGUCUGCCACUCAAAGAAGACAAGGUGGAAAUGCUAGGAGAUUCAUACCCCGCCGCUGUUCGAAGGUUCCAGCAAAUGGAAAAACGGUUCUUCACUGAUAAACAUCUUCGUAAAAGCUAUUCUGAGUUCAUGGAGGAGUAUGAGAGGUUGGGUCAUAUGGAGUUGAGUCCCGUCGCGUCGCGUAGCCCACAGUUUUUCCUUCCCCACCAUGCCAUCCAGCGUCCAGAGAGUACGACCACAAAAAUACGAGUGGUAUUCGACGGUGCAUGUCGUGGAGCUGCUUCCUUGUCGCUGAAUGAUGCCCUCUACGUCGGACCAACAGUUCAGCCAGCUCUGUUUGCUACCAUCAUCAACUUCCGUUUACCACGAUUCGCCAUAUCCGCCGAUGCGGAGAAGAUGUUUCGCCAGAUGUGGGUUCACCCAGAUGACCGAAAGUUCCAGCAAAUUCUCUGGCGCAACAAUCCGUCAGAACCAAUCCGCAAGUAUCAACUUAAAACCGUCACUUACGGUCUUGCAAGUUCGCCAUUCCAUGCCGCUCGCGUUUUAAAUCAAUUAGCUACAGACGAAGGACAUCGCUUUCCGCUGGCCGUGCCAGUGAUACGGAAAGGCACCUACGUAGACGACGUUCUCACCGGACAUGAUGACCAUGACACGAUGGUCGAAACUUGCAAGCAGUUGAGGGAGAUGAUGAAAUCCGGUGGUUUUGUACUUCGCAAGUGGGCAUCCAACUGCAAGACAGUCCUCAGUCAAGUCCCAGAAGAACUCUGGGAGACCUCAGCAGAAUUGGAGCUCGAUCGUUCGCAAGCCGUCAAAACUUUGGGGUUGUUGUGGUUCCCUCACCAGCAAGACGUCUUCAAAAUCAAGGUUCCCGCUCUUCCAGAGCUUGAGGUCGUCACCAAGCGGAUUGUCGUCUCGGAGAUGUCCCAACUAUUCGACCCGCUUGGACUUCUAGGACCUGUGGUGGUCAGUGCCAAAAUGUUCAUCCAAUCUCUCUGGGCAGCACAUAUGUCGUGGGACUCUGAGCUUGCAAAAGAAGCAGCCGUAUGGUGGAAGAAGUAUCGUGCAGACAUUAGGGAGCUUAUCCUGCUGCAGGUUCCAAGAAGGGUCCUGUGGAACAAGGAUACAGAACGCCAGUACUCAGUACACUGCUUCUGCGAUGCCUCACAGAAGGGAUUCGGAUGCUGCGUGUACAUCGUAUCUUUGGAUGAGUAUGGCCAGCGUCAUUCACACCUGCUCACGUCGAAAUCUCGCGUCGCACCUCUUCGUGGACAGUCAAUUCCACGCUUGGAGCUCCGCGCAGCACUUCUCGGGAGUCAACUGGUCCACUGCUUACGAACUGACACCAACAUCACUGGACCAGUCACAUUUUGGACCGACUCUACUAUCGCACUUCACUGGAUCAAAUCCAGAUCGAAUUCCUGGAAAGUCUUCGUGUCGAAUCGGGUCGCAGAGAUCCAACGCUUAACGAAGGAUGCGCAGUGGAUGCACGUACCGACCGAUCUAAAUCCUGCCGACUGUAUCUCCCGAGGAUUACUUGCAAGCCAGAUCAUCUACGACAAGCUGUGGUGGCAUGGGCCAAAGUAUCUCAAAUUCCCCGUCGAGCAAUGGCCAAAGUGUCCGAUUUCGAUGCCGAAUAAAACGGAUUUGGAGGAGGAGAUGCGUACGUUGGUUUCCCUGCAUCUACUACAAGACAACGGAAGCAUCUUUAGUGCAUUCUCGGAGUUAGCCAAGCUAACGCGCUUCGUCGCGUACUGCUUUCGGUUUCGGAACAACUGCAAGCUUCCGAAAGAUCAACGCGUGUUGUCCCCGCUGUCGCCUCAAGAAGUGGACUGUGCGCUUAAAUCAUUAGUUCGCCUCGCCCAGCGCCAGGAAUUCCCAACAGAAGUUAAACUACUUAGUCAAAAGCAGACCGAGAACACAGUCAGAGUCGCAUCGAAGUCGGCACUACAAAACCUGAACAUAUUCAUGGACGAUUUCGGACUACUGCGGAUGGACGGAAGAUUGAAAAACUUAAACGCACCGUUCGACACUCGCUUUCCGAUUAUGCUUCCAGCUAAACAUAGUCUGAGCAUCCUCAUCGCCAGGUCAGUUCACCUUCAGACACUUCACGGUGGACCGUCGCUUGUGCUCGCUACCAUCCGUCAACGAUUCUGGCCACUCCGGGGUCGCGAGUUGGCUCGUAAGGUCUUUCGACGAUGCGUCACCUGCUUCCGGUGCAAUCCUACAACAGGAAAUCAGAUUAUGGCACCUUAUCCGUCGUUUCGCCUCAGACCAGCUCGAGCUUUUACGUACUCGGGAAUGGAUUACUGUGGGCCGUUUCUCGUUCGUCCGUUAAUUGGGAAAGGCUCGUCCGUUAAGGUGUACGUCGCGUUGUACGUCUGCAUGGUGGUGAAGGCCGUGCAUCUCGAGGUCGUCGCUGAUCUGUCGUCCGCCGCGUGCAUAAACGCCGUCAAACGCUUCGUCGCCAAACGCGGUCGGGUUCUUGAGUUGCACUGUGACAAUGCAACCGCUUUCGUCGGAGCAGAUCGUGAGCUGCGUCAGCUGCGGAAAGAGUAUCUGCGGCAGUUCCAGUCGGCGGAAUGGGGUCUCUACUGUGCGGACAAUGGCAUCACCUUUCGGUUCAUUCCAGCCCGCUCUCCACACUUCGGAGGCAUCUGGGAAGCCGGAGUGAAAUCGACAUGCAACGCUCGGUCCAAGAUCUUUGGCGUUGUUGGUCGCGGGACUACGUGAGCCAGCUGCACCAGCGUAGCAAGUGGAGGCGCCCGGCAGUAGACGUCCGCAAGGGUCAAUUGGUGCUGUUGAAGCAAGACAACUACCCUCCACUACAAUGGCCUCUCGGGCGUAUC